AUGGCCAGGCUCAUCCUCUUCUUGCUCGUCCUUGCUCUGGCCGCCAGCUACAGCAGGCACGGGGGAGCAGCAUUCGCCGCCGGCUGGGACGACGACGACCUCCCGCAGCGGCAGAAGGCCAUGAAGGAGGCCCUCGGGGUGAUGUCCAGCUACAAGCACGAACGCGACCCCGCCGAGCCCGUCCAGCGGGCGAUGGCGUUCAUGAACGCCGAGCUCGAGCACCUGCGGCCCAUCGCCAAGGCCGUCCACAACAUGCCCGAGAACACCCCCGCCGAGAUCCGCGCCAAGGAGGAGGCCCGCGCCGCCUCCCACGAGCUGCUCACUCGCCACCUUAGCAAGCUCCUCCCCGGCGGCUCCGUCAAGAUCACCGACGAUCUUACCGCUUCAAAGACAAAAAAAAAAAGUAUCGCUCCGGCGGCUGCGAGUGUUCUCAUCCCCGCCGCCGCCGGCAUUGCCGACGCCGAGGUCGCCAACACGAUCCCCGCGACCACCGACGCGGAGAUGGAGGAGGCAGAGAUCGCCGACAACGACGACUCAGCCGGCGCCGCGCACGGGCAGGCUAGCGGCCAAACGCUCAAGCACGGCUGGGCCUUCUGGCUCGUCAGCCCGCAGGUGGGGGCCAGGAGGCAGGUCGCCUCGGAGAGGACCGUCUACACCUUCUCCACCGUCGACGAAUUCUGGAGCCUUUACAACAGUAUCCUUCACCCCAGCAAAUUGGGUGUGGGAGCUGACCUGUACUGCCUCAAGGAUAAGAUUGAGCCGAAAUUGGGAGACCCCAUUUGUGCAAAUGGAGGUAAAUGGACCAUCAGUUGCGGCAAAGGGAAAUCUGACACAUUGUGGGUGCAUACAUUACUGCCAUUGAUUGGUGGACGAUUCGAAUAUGGGGAUGAAAUUUGUGGAGCAGUCCUCAGCGUGCGUCGGACACAGGAGAUGAUAGCUGUAUGGACUAAAGAUUCUGCUAAUGAACCUGCUCAGAAAAUCAUCAGCAAUCAGUGGAAGGAAUUCAUGGAUUACAAGGACUCUAUUGAGUUUAUUGUUCAUGAUAGUGGAGCGCCGGUACAAUGCUGGUCUACCAAGUUUCCCCAGGAUCUCUUUGGUAUCAUCUACGACAGGGUGCCGGAUCCGCGCAGCCGUGUGCGUUUUGCUGCUGUCUGCAGGUCGUGGUUUGCUACAGCUUCACAGCAUCCCGCGCCGCCCGCACUCCCGUGGAUGCUCCUCUUGCCACGUGAUGGCGACAAGAUGAAGCGCCUUUACUGUCAUGAGGAAAACCAGAUCCUGCGUGUCCUGGCCCUGAGAGGUUUCAAAGACCACUGGUUCAUUGGCUGUCACGAAGGUGGCUGGGUUGCCACAUAUGAUCCGGGCCCUUUCAAAAUCGUUAACCUCUUCUCAGGCUUUGAGGUGGCGCUCUCCGAGAAGCAGAAGUGGAUUCCCCGCUCUGGUCGCCUUUGCAAAACGAUGAUUUGGAAUAUCAUCUUCUCCAAACCACCCACUUCGAGCGACUGCAUCCUCGCCGCCAUCACGGAUGUUUCUCCUCUUGCGCUCUGUAGGGUUGGCUGUCCAGAUGGUGGGUGGACGACACAAGAACGACGAUACAGUGUCGGGCUUGCGGAUAUCACCUUCUGGAAUGGUGAGCUCUAUGGCCUCACGCGAGAGUUCUUUGAACUUGUCAAGUUGGAGAUCGGUAUAAACAAAGAUGGCGCGCCAGUGGUCACGAGUGUCAAUCGGCCAGUGGUCACCACGGAACACCAGGCGCGUCCUGCCUGGUACAUCGAUGUGGAUGUCAGCUACAUUUUUGAACUGAAUGGCAAGCUUGGGAUGGCUGUGAAGUUUCCGUGGUCACCCAACUUCAGACCUUACUUCAAGGUGUUUAACCUCGUUCACACCAACGCUGGCGAGAGGAUGGCAGGCACGUUCAAAUGGGAGGAGGUGACAAGCUUGGGUGACUUUGCCCUAUUUUUGGGUCCAAAUUGCUCCAGGGCUGUGCACGUGCCGGAGCACAGGCAUGGCGGCGUGCAGAGAAACCGCAUCUACUACAUCCACCGUAGUUGCUUAGGGAGGAACGUGGUCCCAGAGGAUGACCUGGUGUUCUUGGCAAUCUCGAACAACGAUGGCGACCCUGUGUACUUCAAGGAAGAUGACCAUGAUGGCGUGGAUAUGAUCAGGGCGGUAGGAUACUACGCGAGGAGAGGCCCUUAUCCUCCCAUGUGGCUUCUCCCUCCAUAUUUUUAGAAUGCGCGCUAUCUCUGUUCCUUUUUGUUUCUGAGUAAGAACAAUUUUUUUGGAUUACUGGUAGUGUUUAAGCUAUUCAGGAUUUCAGACUGAAGAUGGUGUAUGGUUCCUGUCUGCUUCUGUACUUACCUUUUUCUGAUUUUAUUUAUCGUGA
Molecule: messenger RNA, 2383 nt
Organism: Lolium rigidum
Lineage: Eukaryota; Viridiplantae; Streptophyta; Magnoliopsida; Poales; Poaceae
Exons: 5
Coding region: 1-2229 (742 amino acids)
Biological process (GO): translational initiation
Molecular function (GO): RNA binding; translation initiation factor activity
Source: RefSeq, a predicted model, not a curated record